AUGUCAACCCACACCGUCAUCCCCAUCAAUGAAGAUUGGCAGUUCAGACAGGCAAAUAGUGAGGACGUAGAUGACCCAGCCCACGAUUAUCUCCCCGUCAGCCAGUUCCCCACAAACGUCCAUCUCGACCUGCUCCACCACAAGCUGAUCCCGGACCCGUACAUCGGCAAGAAUGAGCUGCAGGUCCAGUGGGUUGGCGAGACUGCCUGGACGUACCGGACCACCUUCGGUACCCCUGAAGAUGGUCGAUCGCUGCUGCGCGACGACAGCGUAAAGGCUGUUUUGGCCCUCGACGGCCUCGACACCUUUGCUACUGUCAUGCUCAACGGCACUGCUGUUCUCGAGUCGGACAACAUGUUUGUCCCGCAGCGCGUCGACGUGACGGAGCAGCUCCGGGACGAUGAGGAGAACGAAUUGGUCAUCACUUUUGACAGCGCGCACGUACGUGGCUGGAGGCUCGUCGAGGAGCAUCCGGAGCACAAGUGGGGGUGUUGGAAUGGCGACGUUUCUCGUCUUGGUGUCAGAAAAGCACAGUACCACUGGGGCUGGGACUGGGGCCCUACAUUGAUCACCUGUGGUCCUUGGAGACCUGUCAACCUUGAGAUUUACAAGUCAAGGAUCGCCGAUCUGUGGGCUGGUGUAAAGGUCGACGAUGACCUGGCUGCUGCCCAGGUCACUGCCCGUGCAGAGAUAGAAGGCCGCGCUGCAACCGUGCGCUUCGACAUAUCCCUGAAUGGGGAAGCUGUGGAUUCCCAGACAGUUGACGUCGCUGACUUGGCAGCAGCCGAAUUCACAAUUGAGAAACCCGAGCUCUGGUAUCCCAUUCGAUAUGGGAAGCAGUCCCUUUACGAACUCAAGGCGACACUCCUGGAUGGCGCGGACGAGAUUGAUUCUUCCGCCAAGACUAUCGGGCUUCGCAAGGUCGAGCUAGUCCAACGUCCCCUCGUGGCCCAGACAGGGACCAGUUUCUUCUUCAAGGUCAACAACAUCCCCAUCUUCUGUGGGGGGAGUGACUGGAUACCGGCAGACAACUUCCUCCCUCGCAUCUCCAAGGAGAGGUACCGCGACUGGGUGCGUCUGGUGGCAGAGGGAAAUCAAUUGAUGCUCCGCGUAUGGGGCGGUGGCAUCUACGAGGAUGAAGCCUUGUACGAGGCAUGCGACCAGAUGGGCAUACUUGUCUGGCAAGACUUCAUGUUUGGCUGUGGAAACUACCCUGCGUGGCCGGCGUUGCGUGAGUCCAUCAAGCUCGAAGCGACGGUCAACGUCAAGAUUCUGCGCCACCAUCCGUCCAUUGUCAUCUACGCUGGUAACAACGAGGACUACCAGUACCGCGAGUCUGAAGAUCUCACCUACGACCCCCAAGACAGGGAUCCGGAGAGCUGGCUCAAGACUGACUUCCCCGCGCGCUACAUCUAUGAAAAGAUAUUGGCCGACGUGUGUGCCGAGCUGGUUCCCGACGUACCCUACCACUUUGGCAGCCCGUUUGGUGGGAAGGCAACAUCAGACCCCACAGUCGGCGACAUACACCAGUGGAAUGUCUGGCAUGGGACGCAGGAAAAGUAUCAAGACUUUGACAGGCUCGCCGGCCGUUUCGUGUCCGAAUUCGGAAUGGAGGCCUUUCCCGACAUCCGUACAGUUGACCAGUUCCUGCCAAAGGGGCGAGAUGACCCUGACAGAUACGCACAGUCAUCAACAGUGGACUUCCACAACAAGGCCGCCGGCCACGAGCGACGUCUCGCCCUGUACCUGGCCGAGAAUAUCCGCUACUCUCCGGACCCGUUUGAGUACUACAUCUAUUGCACUCAGCUUAUACAGGGCGAGUGUCUCGCAUCGGCCUACCGACUAUGGAAGCGUCAGUGGAAAGGUCCGAGGAAGGAGUACUGCGCGGGAGCUUUGGUGUGGCAGACGAAUGACUGCUACCCCGUAACUUCGUGGUCCGUCUGCGACUACUACCUCCGCCCCAAGCUAGCUUACUACACGGUCAAGCGGGAGAUGGCGCCCAUUUCUCUAGGUAUCAAGCGCCGCGAGCACCAGCACAUGAAGGACCACGACGCGAACGGCCCCAUAGAGAUACGGACCGAGAUUGCAGUGUGGGCGUCAAAUUUGAUGCUUGACGAUCUGCAAGUCGAUUGCGUCCUGAAAUCCUGGGAUGUCGAGACGGGCGAGGAGACAUACUCGGACACGGUGGCCUUGGAUAUCACCAUUCCGGCGAACCAGUCUACCGAGAUCGUCGCCGUGGAUGUACCCGUUGCCAGAAAGAACGCCGGUCUCGAGGCCCGCACCGUAGUGGCCGCCUACCUUGUCGAGAACGGCACGCAGAUUGCCCGCUAUGUCAACUGGCCGGAGCCCCUCAAGUACCUCCACCUCCAGAAGCCAGAGGAUCUCAAGGUCCUCCUGUCGGACGAUUUGAAGACCGUCUCUCUGUCGGCUGAGGUUCCUGUGAAGGGACUGGCACUCGGGUCUGAAGAUGAUUCCGUCCGCUUCAGCGACAACCUUGUCGAUCUCGUCCCCGGUGAGGUGGUUAGGGUGGGCGUCGGGGGUGCGUCAGAGGGAACAGAGGUGACGAGCCAGUAUCUGGGCAUGGUGAAUUGA
This is a messenger RNA of Geosmithia morbida, 2592 nucleotides long. RefSeq names its product beta-mannosidase. Gene Ontology annotation, molecular function: beta-mannosidase activity. The record is from RefSeq and is a predicted model, not a curated record. The transcript is spliced from 2 exons. Gene Ontology annotation, biological process: carbohydrate metabolic process; glycoprotein catabolic process. Lineage: Eukaryota; Fungi; Ascomycota; Sordariomycetes; Hypocreales; Bionectriaceae. The coding region runs from base 1 to 2592 and encodes 863 amino acids.